This is a messenger RNA of Panthera uncia (snow leopard), 2172 nucleotides long. It is a transcript of the gene FBXO40, whose product is annotated as F-box protein 40. Gene Ontology annotation, cellular component: cytoplasm. The transcript is spliced from 3 exons. Gene Ontology annotation, molecular function: zinc ion binding; ubiquitin protein ligase activity; protein binding. Bases 1 to 2172 code for a protein of 723 amino acids. The record is from RefSeq and is a predicted model, not a curated record. NCBI's taxonomy places the organism in Eukaryota, Metazoa, Chordata, Mammalia, Carnivora, Felidae.
AUGAAGACAGUUUGCAAAGAAUCAUUAAUAAAGCAGGGUAGGGCACGCAAGCCUCUAAGUGGGCAGCACAGGCAUUGUGAGAAAUGCUUUGACCGUCACUGCCACAUUCCUGUGGAGCCUGAUGUCUCCUGUCUGGUGAUAAACUGCCACCUGUCCUGUGGUGCUACCUUCCACAUGUGCAAAGAGGCAGAGCAUGAGCUCCUCUGCCCUCUGGAGCAGGUUCCAUGCCUCAACUCUGAAUAUGGCUGCCCCCUUUCCAUGUCCCGCCACAAGCUGGCCAAACACUUGCAAGUGUGCCCUGCCAGUGUGGUCUGCUGCUCCAUGGAGUGGAAUCGCUGGCCAAACGUGGACUCUGAAACUACCCUUCAUGAGAACAUCAUGAAAGAGACCCCCAGUGAGGAGUGUUUGGACACAGCCCUGGCCCUCCAGGACCAGAAGGUCCUUUUCAGAUCUUUAAAAAUGGUAGAACUUUUCCCAGAAACUAGAGAGCCCACUCGGGAGGAAACUACCAUGAAUGGUGAAGCCACUUGGGAGGAAAUGGGAGGAGCAGUGGGUGGAGUGGAUGCCAGUUUGGUACCACAUGGGUCUCUGUCAGCAGCUAAUGGAGAAAUGGUAGAGCUGAGUCAAGAAGAACGAGAGGCAUUAGCCAAAACCAAAGAAGGGAUGGACCUGGCCAAGUAUGACAAGUGGGAAAAUAUAUUCAGCAAAGAGCAUGCAGCCUCUGCUUUAACAAGUACAUCAGUGAACUGUGACAACAAUAACAGGAACAACCCAGGAAAAGAACAGGUUUCCAGUGACAAUAACAUGGUAAGGGAGGAUGAUCUCCAAGAGAAAGAGAAAGAACCACAGGAAAAACAGAAGCAGCAGGACUUUAAUGCAGUCGUGGAAAAGACAGGGCUUGCCCCUUGGCAGGAUGGUGUUCUGGAAAGACUGAAAACAGCUGUGGAUGCAAAGGACUAUAAUAUGUAUCUGGUGCACAAUGGGAGAAUGCUUAUUCACUUUGGUCAGAUGGCUGCUUGUACACCUAGGGAGAGAGACUUUGUUUAUGGCAAACUUGAGGCUCAGGAAGUAAAGACUGUUUACACCUUCAAAGUUCCUGUGAGCUACUGUGGGAAGCGGGCUCGCAUUGGAGAUGCCAUGUUGAGUUGUAAGCCAAGUGAACACAAGGCCGUAGAUACUUCAGAUUUAGGGAUCACUGUGGAGGACCUGCCCAAAUCAGAUCUCAUCAAAACCACCCUCCUGUGUGCUUUAGAAAGAGAACUUAAAGGUCAUGUCAUCUCCGAAUCUAGGAGCAUUGAUGGGCUGUUUAUGGAUUUUGCUACACAGACAUACAAUUUUGAGCCAGAACAGUUUUCUUCUGGGACAGUGCUGGCUGACCUCCUAACCACUGACAACCCAGGGGGGCUCCAUGUGGAACUCCACAGUGAGUGUGUCACCCGGAGACAUAACAAAAGCAGCUCUGCCUUCACUUUCACUUGCAACAAAUUCUUCAGGAGGGAUGAAUUUCCCUUACAUUUCAAGAAUGUCCACACAGACAUUCAAUCAUGUCUCAAUGGCUGGUUCCAGCAUCGAUGCCCUCUCGCCUACUUGGGAUGUACUUUUAUUCAAAACCAUUUCCGUCCCCCAGGACAAAAGGCAAAAGUGAUUUAUAGUCAGGAGCUCAAGACCUUUGCCAUCAAGCCAGAGGUUGCUUCAGAGCUGGGUGAGAGAAAGAAGAACAACCAUCUCUCAGGCCGUGGAGCAAAAAGCCAGAAUUCUCUAACCAGCUUGCCCCUGGAGGUUUUGCAGUACAUUGCUGGGUUCUUGGACAGCAUCAGCCUGUCUCAGCUUUCCCAGGUAUCUGUGCUGAUGAGAAAUAUCUGUGCUACUUUGUUACAAGAGAGAGGGAUGGUCCUCCUACAGUGGAAGAAGAAGAGGUAUUCUCAUGGAGGCACUUCCUGGAGAGUCCACAGAAAGAUCUGGCAAUUCAGCAGCCUUUUCUCCAAAGUCAAGAGCUGGGAGUUUAAUGAAGUUGCUUCCAUGUCUGAACACCUGAAGGCCUGUCCUUUCAACAUUGUAGAGCAUAAGACUGACCCAGUUCUUCUGACCAGCAUGUGUCAGCUCCAGGAGCAGCCCCGAGAAACCUUAGUCACCACCUUUAGAACCAGACCACGGGGAAGACACACUUGCUAA